CGGCGCGUGCAAACCGGUGGCAGUUGGCGGGGCUCGGCUGCCGCCGCCGCUGCUGCCCGCCCGUUCGCUCCCGCCGCCUCAGCGCUGCCCGUGUGCCAGGGGUCCGGCGGCGCCAGGUUGUCUUCUGAAUUUUGGGUCUGAAGGUACCUCUGAAGGUACCUUCUUGCUUUCUCAACAAAUCAUGGACAUCGUUGGCUUUCUGAAGUCUCAAUUCAUUUGCCAUCUUCUGAUCUGCUACAUAUUUAUAGCAUCAGGACUGAUCAUUAACUUCAUUCAACUCUUUACACUUAUACUUUGGCCAAUCAACAAGCAACUGUUCAGGAGGAUCAACUGCAGGCUGGCUUACUGCAUUUCAAGCCAGAUGGUGAUGUUGCUGGAAUGGUGGUCAGGUACCGAUUGCACCCUCUACACUGACCCAGAGAGUUACCACAAGUAUGGGAAGGAGAAUGCUAUUGUAAUCCUUAAUCACAACUUUGAAAUCGACUUUCUCUGUGGUUGGAACUUUUGUGAAAGAUUUGGGGUCUUGGGGAGUUCCAAAGUGCUCGCAAAGAAGGAGCUCUCCUACAUGCCCAUCAUUGGCUGGAUGUGGUAUUUCCUAGAGAUUGUCUUCUGCAAGCGGAAGUGGGAAGAAGAUCGGAAAACAGUCAUGCAGAAGUUGCUGAAUCUCCGGGACUACCCUGAAAACUUUUGGUUCCUGAUUCAUUGCGAGGGCACAAGGUUCACAGAACAGAAGCACCAGAUUAGCAUGCAGGUAGCUGAAGAUAAAGGCCUGCCCAAGCUCAAGUAUCACCUACUGCCACGAACAAAAGGAUUUGCUGUCACCGUGCAGUGUUUGAGAAAUGUAGUUUCUGCAGUCUAUGAUUCUACCCUCAAUUUCAGAAAUAAUGAGAAUCCAACACUGCUGGGAGUUCUAAAUGGAAAGAAAUAUCACGCAGAUUUGUAUGUAAGGCGGAUUCCACUAGAGGAAGUCCCAGAAGAUGAGCAGGAAUGUUCUACCUGGCUUCACAAACUGUAUCAAGAAAAGGAUGCAUUCCAGGAAAAGUACUACCAAACAGGAACCUACCCAGCAGUCCCUAUAGUACCACCCCGACGACCAUGGACACUUUUGAACUGGCUUUUCUGGGCCUUAUUGCUGCUAUAUCCUUUAUUCAAGCUGCUCAUCAAUAUGAUCAACAGUGGAUCAUCCCUGACACUAGCUAGUUUUGCAUUUGUCAUUGUAAUGGCUUCUGUUGGUGUCAGAUGGAUGAUAGGUGUUACAGAAAUUGACAAAGGCUCCACCUACGGCAACAAUGACAACAAGGAGAAGCAAAAGUAGUAUCUUCAGAGAUCUUCAGAGAGUGCUUCAAUCCACAGGGAAGAAAUGCAACUUCUGAAAACUUUUAAAGAGCAUAUCAUGGUCCUUCAAGUGAAAUCAGAGGAAGGGUAGGAUGAGCGAUUGCCACGCAGAUCUGCAUCUCUGCUCCUGUUAUUUUUCUCUGGGAGUUUGGGCUGGAUGACAUGCUUGAAAGAUGCACUCCCUUGUAUACUCUCCACAACAGGUUUGCUUUGGGUUGGUUGGUUUGUUUCCCUAUAAGGUGUCUUAAGGUUUGAAGAAAAAGAAGUAUUCCACUAUGCUUGUAUGAUGAGACUCUACCUGGAAACUAAGGAGAGGCACAGGCUUUACCUUUCUUAACUUGCUCUAAGGAAUGGAUAAAGGCCAGAAGAUAGUUAAAAGAUGAUUAAAAUUGAUAGUUGUGUAGAUCACAUGUUAACAGUUUAAUAAUCAUUAUCUGUCAAUGUUUAAAUGCAGUAAGAUGCCCUGCUUGGUUAUACCAGUAUUGGACCAAAGCAGCUCUACUGAACUGGCACAACUCACAUUAGAGUUUUUCUACAUCUAGAACUUACCCCCUGAGUGUGCACCACAUGGGUCCUUUAAAACCCGAGUCAGACCCUGGCUGGCCCAUUUUGUUGCAUCAGAGCCUUGCAGUGGUGUAACCUGGACCAGAAUUGGGCCUUGUGGCCUGAGUUAGAGCUAAGUUACCCACUGCCACGUCUUUCCCCGGGCAAUACAGCAGAGGGAUAAUUGAAACCUUUAAUUCUUUUUAGAGUGUUAUUUAUAGUUUGGAAAAAACAGGGUAGUAAAAUUCCUUUCAGCUUUAAACACUGACUAAAGUUCUCAGCUUUCUUAACAAUGGUGGAAAGAAAACGACUGGGUAAGCUAUAAUGAAGUAUUUAAUGCAAAGCAUGCAUUAAAAAUUAUGCCCCACCCCCACACUAUUGUGAGCCAUUGAUCUGCUGCUCUGUAUUUUCUGAUAAAUUAGUUUACAUGGUGCCUCAGAACAGUCAGCCUGAAGAAACAGUUAAAUUACCUUUCUUUCACUCUUUUUUUGGGGAGAAGAAGGAAAGUGGGAGAGACCUUGAAUAGUGGUAUGGCUCAAGUGCUUUUUUUAAGGCUGUCUGGAUUUCCUUUGACACCUCCCUGAACUAAAUAAAACUAGAAUCAAGCUUCUUUGGAAAACUUGUUGGUCCAGCAUCCCUGGUACGGAUUGCAGGGCAUCCUCCUCUUGUUUUUUAAAGAGUAUGCAAGUUACAAAAAAAAAGAAAAGAAAAAAAUGGACUUCCAGCAAUUAUGACUGAAAAAUCCUCAAACUUUUGAAGUCUAAAGUUACUGAUACUGAACAGUGGGGAUUAUAAUUGGCAUUUUCAGUACUGGUACAUUUUCCUUUCACAUAGGACUAAGUCAUGGUAGUUCAGGAAUGAAGAGUCUGUGUCUCUAGAGAAGAAAGUGAGCAGUCUUAGUUCUAGCAGCUGGGAAAAAAUCCCCCAAACAUUUCCCUUUUCCUGUAAUAAAACUGAGGCCAGAAGAUACAGGGGUUAAUUCAACAGAAUUAUCAAUUAUUUCAUGAAAUAUGCAUUUGCUGUUCAGUAGUAGAUUGAAUCAUCCAGAAACUACUCUUUUUAUUAUGAAACACCUGAAAAA
Calypte anna (Anna's hummingbird) is the source of this 2959-nucleotide messenger RNA. RefSeq names its product 1-acylglycerol-3-phosphate O-acyltransferase 4 (gene AGPAT4). Gene Ontology annotation, molecular function: 1-acylglycerol-3-phosphate O-acyltransferase activity. The record is from RefSeq and is a predicted model, not a curated record. The transcript is spliced from 9 exons. The coding region runs from base 182 to 1315 and encodes 377 amino acids. NCBI's taxonomy places the organism in Eukaryota, Metazoa, Chordata, Aves, Apodiformes, Trochilidae. Gene Ontology annotation, cellular component: mitochondrial outer membrane; endomembrane system.